AACAGGUUUUUAUUCUUUUAUUGAGGAAGAAGGCCAAUGAUGGUACGGACUCAUAGCUUUGUAAAACACAAAGCUGGAAGGGAGUGUGACCCAAGGACAUACACAGAUAGCAAGUAGAUAGAAUCAGAAUUUGAACCCAGGUCCCAUUUCCAGAUCCCAGAGCCUGUUCUCUACAUUCUGUUGCCUUGUCCUCUGUCUAACCUUUUCAUUUAAUUUGCUUGGUGCCUUGGUGUGACUUCAUGUGCCAGGAUAGAUUUAUAUUCCUCUCUUCCCUCUCCCUUCCAGGGUAAAUAAACAAAUGAGAAGUUCCUUCCUGGUUUCCGGACUUGGGGAAGAAGGAGGCAUGGAGUCAGCGUGGGGCUGGGUCCUCCAUUUCCCUGACACCUUUGGACUCUUGGCCCUCAAUGGCCAGACUGGCUGGAGGCCAGUGCUCAGCACUGCAGGGCAGCAGAGACCCACAAGAGAACUUACCACCUCUCCCAUUUAAAAAAAUGACACCUCUUUGAGGCCCAUUUGAGAGAUUGCUCCAAUGUUAUUUUUGGUAAGACGUACAGAAAUUACUCCUGGUUUCAAGGACUCACAAUCUCCCAAAAUCAAACUCCUAUCAUAAUGAUCAAUCAAUUGGCAGCAGUUAUAAAGCACCUACUCUGUGCCAGGCACUGUGCUGGGGUAUGGUAAAAUAAUAGGCAUAAGCAGACAGCAGACAAGCCCCAAGUCAUCAGCCUCACUCUCUGUUCCACAGCCAUCCACGUCCAGUGGCCGGACAAAAGUCAGGAUGACUGGUGAUGGCUUGGGACGCAGUGGCUGACCUUGACAUCUUCUAGGCAUGACCAAGCUUCUGCCACCUUCAUGGCCAACUGGAACAAAUUGUUAUCUGCCCACUGCACAGGGAAGUCUUCACAUGCCUGGAGUAGAGCCCCUCCCACCCCGCCAUUCACCCAAGAGUCUGUGGCCCAUUGCUUUCCCUCAAGCUGGUUUAGCCCAUCUGCUGAGAUGGUCUGCUAGGCUGUGGCUUCUUGGAGCCACAGGUAAGAGUUAGUUAAGUAGGCACUAAAGAGCCGAGAAAGGGUCUGGCAAGCCCUUCCUGUACCAGGGGCACCCCGUCCUCCCUGAACACCUCAUACUUUACAAAACCCUCACCUUCCAUCUUAGAAUCAAUACUAUGUAUUGGUUCCAAGGCAGAAGAGUGGUCAGGGCCAGGAAGUAUCUGAGGUUAGAUUUGAACUCAGGUCUCUGGGCCUGGCUCUCAGUCCACUGAGCCACCCCGCUGCCCCUACCUCAUACUUUUUGUUGGCAGAUGAUUGUACAAUCACGGAAGCCUCUGAGGUUGAGAUGCAGCAGAGUAGAGAUGAUUCUCUGCUGCUUGAGCUCAUUUGGGCCUGCGAGGAACCCUAAGAAAACAGGUUCUCCUCCAGCCAGCACCUCCGUCAUCAUCGGGCCAUGGAACCAUCACAUACAGAAAACAAGAGAGAGAUGGAGAGCUGCGGUCUGCUGCCCUGACCUGGGCAGUGCACUUUCCAGGGGUGCCCACAGACAUGAUGAAGUGUGGAGGCACUAAUGACCAGAGCCAGCUCAGCGUGGGGGAAAGUGUGGCAGGAAAGGCCGCUCAGGCUGCUGACCACACCGAAGGUCCACAGAGCCGCUGUGCUGACCUCAUUGUUCUAUGCCUGUGAAAUCUCGCCGUCCGAGCGCCGUGCCAGGAAAUCGAAUCUCUUCCCUUUCAAUUGUCUCAGGAUGGUUCUGAAGGUCACCUGGCAAGAUAAGGGACUGACCAGGACGCUGUGGUCCUUUCUGAUUUUUUUUAAACCCUUACCUUUGUCUUAGAAGCAAUGCUGUGUGUUGGCUCCGAGGCAGAAGAGUGGUAAGGGCUGGGCAAUGGGGUUACGUGACUUUGCCAGGGUCACCCAGCAGGGAAGUGUCUGAGGCCAGAUUGGAACCCAGGACCUCCCAUCUCUGGGCCUGAUUCUCCAUCCACUGAGCUACCCAGCUGCCCCUGCUGAGGUUUUUUCUUGAGCUGAACAGCCAAACUUCAGACUCUACUGUCCAUGGUGUCUGAAUGCAAAUGGACUCUUCCUAAAAGAUUAUUUUACAGAGAACUCACCAAGUAAGCAUUCACAUGGAGGGCAGAAGGGAUAACAAGGACUCUCUCAGGGUCUCUCUGAAGAACUCAGGUAUUGAGGGCAAGACAUGGGAGACACGGGCACAGGACUAUCCUGCUCGGUGUGUCUGCGCCCAAAAAGGUGCCCGGCUCCAGGAGCAAAGCAGAAGAAGUGCAAGAUGCCCAGAUUUAGAGCCAUCUCGAUGCCCACGGUUCACAUGAGGUAUUUGUGCCGGGUCCUGAGGUAGAGCCUGUUGGUCACAGUGGGGCACUGACGCUGACCUCAGGGUGCCCUUGUGGUCCUCCGAGUGUGCUGGACAAACCGGAGACACAAGUCCAGAGAAGGAUAGCCCUUGCUCUGGGGAGCCUGUUUUCUUCCAGGAGAGGUCCUCGGGGAAUACUAGAAAUAUCAGCCCCCAGGAAGUAGCCUUUCUUCCAUGCCUUCCGUAGUGGGGAUACAAAGAAACCACAAAGCUCCUGCUCUUAGGGAGGCUACCCACCUCAGGAGGCAAUGUAUACUCACAGAAGUAUAGACAACAGCGUACAAGAGGGAUACAAGGUGACCUGGGCUUGGGAGGUCCCGAGUUCAAGAGACCCUGGGCAAGUCACUUAACCCGUUUGCCCAGCCUUCGUCCUUUAAUUAGGCAGAAAGGAAGGGUUUAAAAAAAGGGACAAGGUGAAUGGGGGGGGGGGAAGGGGGGAGGCAGGAGGGAGAUCAGGAAAGGCUUCCUGUAGGAGGUGACCCUUGAGCGAAACUUUGAAGGAAACGGGAUUCUGAGAGACAUAAGCGCUGGCUCCAUUUGUCUUUCUUUCUUUUAAGCUAUGCUCAACACUUGGCAUCGUGACCGCACGUAGUAGGAGCUUCAGAAAGGCUUCCUUUGUUUUCAUCUCCGCUGCCCUGAGAGAGCUGCUUCUACAGUUGCUGCGGCUCUCAUGGGCCCGGGGACACCCUUUGUCGGCUGUCUGCUGGACUUCCGGGACCCUCCUCCGGGUGGGCCCUGUGGCUUGGCUUGGCACCCCGUAGGCGCUUCCUAGCUGGGAGGCCACAGGGACCUUCACCCUGGCCGGGGGACCUCUGCGCGCCACAGAACAGAGGCCCCUCCGGGUGCCUGGCUCCGGACAGCGCCCCGACCCCCGCCUGCUGUCCAGCGGCGCCGCCGAGGAGGGGCCCACGUGGGGGGACUGCCCGGGAGCCUAAGGGUGCUGAGGAGGCGGGGGAAGUUGGAGGGGGCACUGAGGGGUGCCUAGGGGGGGAGACUCAGAGCAGCAGAGGCGGCGCCCCAGGCGGUUGCACAGUCUCCUGCAGCGGGCGGGACCGAGCAUCACGUGACGAAGCCGGCCAGACCCCGGAGCAGCUCACCAUGUCCCAGUCGGGUGGCGAUAAGAAGCUUCCUUCUGAGACAGCAGGUUAUGUGGGAUUCGCUAAUCUGCCGAAUCAGGUCCACAGGAAGUCUGUCAAGAAGGGAUUCGAGUUCACCCUCAUGGUGGUUGGUGAAUCCGGUUUAGGAAAAUCCACCCUGAUUAACAGCCUGUUUUUGACUGAUCUUUACCCAGAACGCUACAUUCCUGGAGCCGCAGAGAAAAUCGAGAGGACGGUGGAGAUCGAAGCUUCGACGGUGGAAAUCGAGGAGCGCGGCGUGAAGCUGCGGCUCACGGUGGUGGACACCCCGGGAUACGGAGACGCCAUUAAUAGUCAAGACUGCUUCAAAACCAUCAUCUACUACAUCGACAAUCAGUUUGAACGGUACCUUCAUGACGAGAGCGGGUUGAACCGGCGCCAUAUUGUGGACAACCGCGUCCACUGCUGCUUCUAUUUCAUCUCCCCGUUUGGUCAUGGCUUGAAGCCCUUGGACGUGGAGUUCAUGAGAGCGCUUCACGGCAAGGUGAACAUCGUGCCCGUCAUUGCCAAGGCAGACACGCUGACCCUGAAGGAACGAGAGAGGCUGAAGCUUAGGAUCCUUGAUGAAAUCUCUGAACAUGGCAUUCGGAUUUAUCAGUUGCCUGAUGCAGACUCUGAUGAAGAUGAGGAAUUCAAGGAACAAACCAAGGUCCUGAAGGCCAGCAUGCCGUUUGCCGUGAUUGGGUCCAACCAGCUCAUCGAGGUCAAAGGGAAAAAGAUCCGGGGCCGCCUGUAUCCCUGGGGUGUGGUCGAGGUCGAGAACCCAGAACACAACGAUUUCCUUAAGCUGCGGACCAUGUUGGUAACACACAUGCAGGACCUGCAAGAAGUGACCCAAGAUCUGCAUUACGAGAACUUCCGCUCGGAGAGGCUCAAGCGCAGCGGCGGGCCCGAAGGGGAGGAGGGGGUCGACAAGGACCGGAUCCUUCAGCAGAAGGAAGCCGAGCUCCGAAGGAUGCAGGAGAUGAUUGCGCAGAUGCAAGCCCAGAUGCGGAUGAAGCCUGGGGAUGAGUGAGAGCCUCCGUGUACGGCAGCACCAGACGGGUCUGACUCUCGUGGAAGCGGCUGGGUGCUCGGGUGGGCGCUCGCCACGCCGGCAGCCUCGAAGUCGCUCGCCUUUUCCCGGGAGCCCCGCAGACGCGCCCUCGUGCCGAAGCUCCGCCCGCGUGACCCUUCCGCCCCCCCAGCACCGCACUAACGCGCCGGCCUUUCUCCCUGCCCUCUGCUAACCGCCGCUCGUGCCCCUCUUCCCGGGAGAGCCCAGAGUCCGUCCUUCGCAGCCCAAGUCCCGGGAGGCCCCUCGCUGCCUCGGCGCUCCGCCCGCCACAACUUCCCGCCACUUCGGAUAGAGUGCGUGGGCGGGCGUCAGCAGAGAAGCGCUUCCGGGAGGCCGAGCAGAACUUCCUGCCGCCGGGCCCUGCGCCUCGGCCCGCUGACCCACCCGCAGGAGAAGGGACGCCGCUGCUGCUCCUGGGAGACGCCGGGCUGCGCUUCUGCUCCUCCUCCUCCGACAAGAAGCGAACCUUCUUAGGAGUCAAUCCUGUGCCUUAGACCGCGGCUUCUUCCUGCCUCUCUCCUCCGAGUUCUGGAAACUCGGGCAGGGCCAGACCGGCUGCGGGCGGAGGGGGGUCAGUCUGUAACCAGGAGGACCCCCGAGAAGCCAGACUAGCCCUGGAGCCCCUCAAGGAGUGGGGGUGCCGGGGGGAGUUCACUGGCUUCCCGAGACAACAUGUGGUCCAGUCAGGCUCCCGCAGAGAGCACCAGCUCCGGGCCAGCCCAGGACGGACUCGCCGGUCUCGCUUCCUUCUUCAGCCUCUGGUGAAUUCUUCCAGCAGUGGCCCGCGGUCCGUGGCUGCCACGGGAAUGCCGUGCGCGUCAUCUCACCUUCUGGGUUUUAUGACUGUCUGUAAUCCAUGUAACCUUAUUAAAAAGUAUCCGCUUCCCCCA
Messenger RNA from Monodelphis domestica (gray short-tailed opossum), 5444 nucleotides. Its product is annotated as septin-2. The record is from RefSeq and is a predicted model, not a curated record. Lineage: Eukaryota; Metazoa; Chordata; Mammalia; Didelphimorphia; Didelphidae. Gene Ontology annotation, molecular function: GTP binding. Gene Ontology annotation, biological process: cell division.